GAGAAGAUGGAAUUAUUCAUCUGGCUUGCAGUAGUUAUGUGACAUGGCGAGCAUCUUUGACACAUUUCGUGCUGCUAGCCGAGUCAAAAGGAAGGGCUCCCUUAAUUCAAGUCCUGAAAGUGUGGUUAAAGCAUACCAUCAAUCUUCCAUUCCUCUCAAAUUCCAUACCAAAUGGAUCCCCAGCUCCGAAAGGAAAGGCUUUAAUUCUCAGACAACAAGAUUUCAGUAUAUUGAGAAUGAAAACCCAGGUCCGGGCUUCUAUAAUGUCACUCAUCAAUCUGCACUUCUCAACAACGUCUCCCAGUCCCGGAAAGGAACCUGCUUUUUCCCUUCCUUGGAUACCCGUAUCGCCCGCCAGAGGAUCCCCAGCUAUCCGGCCGCAAAUGCCUACAAGCUCCCGCCUGCUCUGCAGUCCAAGCGAGACUUUAGCCUGGGCUAUUCCAGCAUGUUUCAGCAGCCAAUCGCCAGGAAGAUUUCCAAGAGAUCCACCCCAGGCCCCAACCAAUAUAAUGUCUCAGCAGACUUCGGCAAGCAAAGCCACAACACUGGUGCCAAGUCGGUGUUCUCGUCCAGAACUAAACGAGAGAUAUCACUCAACAACAAGCAGCACGUGCCUUCUCCGUGUCAUUACCAAAUCAACGAUUCCCUGAUACGGCAGUCGCCUGCGGUGCUGGUGUCCUGCUUCAAGUCCAGAACCAGCCGUGAAACCCAGCCGGAGACGCUGAGCCCGGGGCCCGCGGCUUAUCAGCAGCCGGCCGAGAGCCCCGUCGGAGCGUCCAAGAGGUUCCCCGGCCUGCGAAAGUACACCUUGAAUUUCUCGGCGCCCCCUCCCCCUCGCCCCCAAACUCCCCCUUCACCUGGGCCUGGCCAGUAUGAAAUUGUUGAUUACGAAGGUCCUUCCAAGCAUUACAUCUCCAGUGCUGUAUUCGUCUCAAACACGGGUCGCUGGGCAGGUGAUAAGUUCCACCAAGAAAUACCUGGACCAGGAGCAUACACCCUUCCCAUUCCACGGAAGCAAUCCUUCAUCUACAACACCAGCAAUAAAUGGGUGCCAGUAUUAUGAAGCAGCGGAUCCUGCAGCGGUGAUUUGGCUGAUUUCUCCCACCCCCUCCAGUGCUGCACUAUUCUGUUAAAACGAACAUUGCAUUCACUUGCCUGUGAACAAGACAAUCCUAAUUCUCCACCCGUUUAGAAU
Molecule: messenger RNA, 1195 nt
Organism: Elgaria multicarinata webbii
Lineage: Eukaryota; Metazoa; Chordata; Lepidosauria; Squamata; Anguidae
Gene: STPG1
Product: sperm tail PG-rich repeat containing 1
Exons: 8
Coding region: 44-1063 (339 amino acids)
Biological process (GO): epigenetic programing of male pronucleus
Cellular component (GO): female pronucleus; germinal vesicle; male pronucleus
Molecular function (GO): chromatin binding; histone binding
Source: RefSeq, a predicted model, not a curated record